AUGAUUGUACCAACCAGAUUACGUAGUGAAGCACGUGCCAAAGGUAAAGAUGAUUUUAAACGUGUUAUUAAUUCAUACGCCCUUCAACAUGUUCGUCGUUGGGAAAAACGUUGGAUAACAAUCAACGAUACAUCGAUUCGUGUUUACAAAUGGAUGCCAUGUGCUGUCUUGGAUAAAGAUCUUGUUGCAACACGAACAAAACCGUUUAAAAAUUCAAAAUUAUCAUCAACGUCACCAACAGGUACCUCUUCACAAGUGUUACCGACUUCAGAAACGAAUGAUACUCAAAAUUCGUUGAUACAAGAUACCCAAAUCAUACCAUCAUCUCAAGAACAGGAAUCGACACAAAUGUUAAUAAAUGAUAGUCAAAUGACAGUGGGUGGUUCACAAUUUCAAGAUGAAAAUACAAUUGAUAGCUUGUAUAGUAAUCAAGAUUCGAAUCAAGAAGAAUGGACGACAACUGGGACAACAAAUAAUCAUCAUAUCACACAAGAAUCAAAUGAUACAACACCAAGUCAAUGA
Messenger RNA from Didymodactylos carnosus, 522 nucleotides. Lineage: Eukaryota; Metazoa; Rotifera; Eurotatoria; Philodinida; Philodinidae. The record is from the annotation of a GenBank genome assembly.